Molecule: messenger RNA, 8247 nt
Organism: Cinara cedri
Lineage: Eukaryota; Metazoa; Arthropoda; Insecta; Hemiptera; Aphididae
Source: the annotation of a GenBank genome assembly
AUGGUAAUGGGUGCAGCCACUAUUGUAAUUGAGAAAUUGGAAAGGUAGGAUACAGGAGGGAGUUUAAUGGAUAUCUGCAAGCAACGAUAAACCAUUGCUAACGAAAAAACGAUUCUGAAAGGAGUUCAGUUGAUAGUUAUGCUUUUUCAACAAUAUAUAUGUCAUAUUAUGGUAAAAUAAUUAAAUAGGCAUUAUGUAUUUUCUUUAAUAAUAUUUGUUUCAUAUUGAUCCAAUUUUCCCGUUUUCCUACGUUUUUCCUGGUUUUCCCAUGUUUUUUCCUGGUUUUUCACAUUUGCUGGAAAAACUCUUGAGAAAACCGAGAAAUGACCCCCUUAAAGUUUCCCAGUCAGAUUUCCUUUCAAAAAAAGUGCUAUCAUUGUAAAUCAGAACAAAAUUGCUGGAAGAAAAGUUGUAGUUGAAGUAUCAAAUGUUGCCCCUUUUCUGAGAGUGAAUUGUUUCUAGUUGGUGUAUUAAGAAGGUAAUUUUUUUUAUUUUCCAAGAAGUUUUUAAAAUAAUUAAGAAAAACCCGAAAGAUAAUUAUUGGAAAAAUGGCAAGUAUUAACAGCACGCCGCGGUGUUACUGAUUUUAUUGUUUUUUUUUUUUUAAACGAUGUUUUCUACCAAAAAUAUUGCUCCUACCGAAAAAAAAAUUACAAGAGAUCUAUUUUUUUCCUUUUAACAUAUGGCCAAUGAUAAACUGAUAGAGAAAGUCGUUUUUGAUAUCCAAAGCAGUUUUCAUUGAGAUAAAACAAAAAAUUAAAAUUGAUUAAUAUUUACAGUGACGUAAUGUCCCGGUUUAAUUAAUCAAAUUUGUUAUUAAAAUGAUAUGACUAAAAAUAAUUCUUUAUUACAAAAUAAAGACUGUUUAAUAAUUAUUCACGUAUGUCUUUACGUAUUAAUUAUAUAAUACACGAUUUACAUUGUUAAUUUUGAUAGGUAUAAUAGUUUAAAUUUAUCUUUGAAAUUUGAGAUUAUUACAUUAAUUCGUUAUUAAAUUAUAGUAAAUUCAUAAUUUCAGCUAUUUAAAUAAUGACCAUAGCAUAUUAUUAUACAAUGUUAUCAUAAUAAUUUAUGUAGCAUCAAGUUUUCUCAAGUAAAAUAUAAAAAUUAUUUGUUGUAAAACUAUCCAGUAUAUUAAAUUGUUAUUACAUUAAUUAUUUAUUUAAUAUUAUAAUAUGAAUAUUGACUAUCACUGUAAUUAAGUUCGAUAAUUCUCAGUGUCUUUAGUGUUCUUACACAGUUCGAAAUCACCAUUGAAUCACGUCGUCAUAAAAACACCGAAGAAAAAUACAUAGAAACAAGUCUACAAAGCAAGUAAGAAAUAUUUGUAUAAAUAAAUGAAAAAUGUUUAGGUCAUUUUAGAUUCUGAGUGGAGCAAAGAAGCUUAUAGUUUUAAUUAUUAUUAUUAUUAUUAUAUUUUUUAUAACUUUUCUACCAGAGGACUUGCUCGGAUUUCUACGUAUAGCACUUUUUCUGAAAGGAAAUAAGCAUGGGAAAGUACUUUAAAGAGGUCAUUUUUUGAUUUUCUCAAAAGUAUUUCGGAAAAAGUGUAAAACCGAGAAAAUCGUAGGAAAAUUAGGAAAAUUGGUUCAACAUUAAAUACAUUUUGUUAAAGAAAAUAUACAAAGCCUAUUUAAUUAUUUUACUACAAAAUGACAUAUAUAUUGUUGACAAUGCAUCACUUACAACUGAACUACGCUCAGAAUCGUUUUUUCGUAAGUAAUGGUUUAUUGCUAUUUACAGAUAUACAUUAAAUUCCUGUCUAUAUCCUACCUUCCCAACUUCCCACCUACACCAGUGGCUACACCCGUCCCCAUUAUCUUACCAUUCUUUUUCGUUUUUUAUUUAUUUAUUUAUUUAUUCGUUUUAAUAUUUCAACUAAACCGAUCGAAUAGAUAUUUGACCUAACCUAAUCUAAGCUAAUAGAAAUGUAUUUUAUACAAAAACUUUGAAAUAAGAAAAUUAUUUUAUCAUAAGAUAUUAUUCACGAAAAUGUGAUCAAAAUAAGUUAAUAGAAAAUUUUAUAGCCGAAAUGUAUUUUAGUCAAAAUAUAUUCCAUCUGAACCAUAUUUUAUCCGACAAAUUUUAAUCAGAUAUUUUUGGUAACAACUAUCAUUAGCUUAUUACAAACAUAUUAAGAAGUAUUUUAUUAUUAUUAUUUUAUUGUUAUUAUUUUAUAAUUGUACUUAAAUUGUUUUAUAUUGUCAGAAGACAUAUACAAAUGUUUAAAAGAUACAAUAUCGUAAAAAAUACAUACAUUACAAUAUAAUUCUGUAUUAUACAGUUUUUGAGUGAAAAAAUAAUUUAGGUAUAGGUAUUAUCUAUAUAAGUAAAUAAGUAUAAUGCUUUUAUUUCUACAGUUCUGCGUAUAUGAUAUGGGAGCAUGUUGCCAAGUUUUAAAAAAGAAUAACGAAUAUAGUUUAGUUUAAUAUAUAUAUAUAUAUAUACCUAUUACUUAUAAGUUAUAGAACUUAUAAGGAAAUAAAUAUUAAUACAUUAUAGAUAAAUAGUAGAAAACAAAACUACAUUAUAUAGUAAUAAAAAAAAAUAUAUAUAGUAUGAAAUAUUUCAAAAAGACUUCAAACACUACAUACCUAUACGUUUCUGAAAAUAUAUUUUUCAUUUAAAAUAUUGUUCGAAUUCCAACGAAAUAUUUUUGGACAUUUUACUAGUUCCCAUUAAAUUCACAGCCCUAGUUAUUAUAUUUUAAAACACAAAAUUUAUUUCUAAGUAGGUAUUUAAUUUCAAUUGUACCAAUAUAAAUAUAAUAUUCAUAUUAUUUCUUCUAAUAGGUUACAACCAGUCAAUAUGUAUAUCAAAGAGCUUCUACUUAUCACCAUUAUUGCUGCAAAAUUCACUCUCGGACUCGUUCUUCACGAUGGCAGCCCUGAUUUUCCAUUGCCAUUAAAAACAAAACAGGUACUAAAAUACAAUUGUUGCAAAAACUAUUGAAACAUAUCCAGUUUAUUCCAAUUCGUGUCUUAUAUCUGUUGAUUAUUUAUAACAAAGUGUUCCGUGUUUUAAGACACCCAAGUUGAGAAUGGGGGUUAUUUUUCAAUAUUUUAGAAUUAGGUAAUGCUAGAUUUUCAGAGAUUCAGCAGAAACUAUCUUUCACUUUUCCAAUGGGAGGAGAAGUAACAGAUUUAAAAAAACGGACUAACUUCGCAUAAUUGAUGCAGUGACUGUUAUUGGUCAGAAGUUGGGAAUGGUAGAUUAUAGACGGGAAUUUAAUGUUUAUCUGUACGUAACGAUAAGCCAUUGCUAACGAAAAAACGAUCUUGAGUGGAGUUUGGUUGAUAGUGUUGCUUUAUCAAUAAUAUAUAUUAUAUAUGUUAUAUUAUGGUAAAAUAAUUAAAUAUUUUCUUUAAUAUUAUCAAUUGUUCAAUAUUUUACCUAUUAUUCCCAUAUUUUAUCCCAGUUUUUCCCAUUUAUUGGUAAAACUCUUGGGAAAAUCAAAAAAUGACUUUCUGAAAGUACCUCCCUAGUCAAAUUUCCUUUUAGAAAAAGUGCUAUCAUUGUAAAUUGUAAAUCGAAAAUUGAUGGCAGAAAAGUUGUCUACAGAAAAAAAAAAAAUAAAUAAAUGACAUCAUUGUAAAACCAAUAUAUUCCUCGUUCCACUCAGAAUAUAAAAAGAUCCAUCAAUUUAAAAUCAAAUACAUUUAAUAUGCUCGGAGUUAUUAACCUAUAGACCAAUUUUUCCUCGGCCCCCGUUUAUCGGUUAUCAGUGUCGGAACUAGAAAUUUAGAUUUCCGGGAAUAAAAAUACUGUACACCCUAUAUGAUAUUUCACUCUCUCCUUAAGACCCCUAAUAUUUAUAAAAUAUAAAAUUAUUUUCUCCUUGUCUUCUAUGAUACUAAAAAUUAAAUUUAAGAUGGAAAUAUCAGUUUUAAAAUAUAGUUUUUUAAAGUACAAUUUUUUUUCCUCUCACUCACCUAUCAAAAAAACGUAUACAGUCAAUAUUUUAACUGAUGCAUAUGCUCAGUUGCAUAUGCUCAGAUGCAUACUAAUUAUCAUUAUUAAAAAAAAAAUUAAAAUUAAAAAGAACAAAAGUUAUUUCAGUUAUCAGAUAUCCGUAAUACACCCUGUAUCCUUAAAAAGUAGCACGUCAGUAUGCCCUUCAGCAUUAUCAGUAUUUAUAUUUAAUUAUAUUAUUUGUUUUUAACUUAUUUUCUAUAUUAAAUUACAUUGUAUCAGGUACUUAUGUAUACGGGUUUUUUUUUUUUUUUUGUAGUUUUCACUCUUGCUUUUCUAAAUUUGAUAAUGUCACAUAACUACCUAGAAAGCGUUUUUAAACAAGAAAUUAAAUCAACAGUUGUCAGUUAUUAUAACAGUAAUUAUUACUCUAUCGUCAAUGCAUUGCUCUCAAAAAGGUAUACGACAUAUCUAUAUAAAUAUUUAAAAAAUGAUAGAUAAUUAGGAUAAAGAAUUUGUCUGAUUCGUUCAAUUUUUUUUUUAUAUUGUAUUUUUUAUAUACCUAUGACUAUAAUAAAGAAACUAUAUACAUAUAAGUACCGUAAUAUAUAGAAUGCCAUUUACGUUAAUAAAAAACAUCAUGUUUAUAAUUAAUGGAAAGUGAAUGAUUUAUAAAAAAAAAUAGAAUACAUUUUUUUUUUUUUUUAAUAUUAAUUACCUGUGUUUACAUAGUUUUUAUACAUAAGAAUGGAAAAAGUUCCAAGUUUCAAGUGUUUAAACAUUAAGUAUAAGUUAAUAACUCGAAAUUGUUAAGCAUAGAUAGGUUAGGUUAGGCUAUUGAAAACAAUUGUAUCAUACAGUAAAAAAUAUUUUUUAUUGCAUACCCUUGUGCAUUGUUCAUAAUUAUUUUGCUGAAUUAAUAAUUUAAUGAAUCAUCAAACAAUUCAAUUAUAGUUAAAUCAUGGUCUACAAGUCGGUUUUGAAAAGUUUAAUUUAAAAACAAAAUAAUACAGGAUGGUUCACUAAAUGUGCUUGCUCCAUUGUAUUUGGUUAAUUUUUGCACACAUUCAAAUUCUGAUUUUUGGCAUUUUCAAGUGUAGUUAAAGCCAAUAUUUUCGAUUUGGUGAUACUAACUUUGGUUUUUCGAAUGAGAAUCAAUACUAAAAAAUCUAUAAAUAGAUGGUAUAGGUAUUUAUUUAAAUGUUGGUGUUUAAAUUGCUGAUUUUCAUCAAGCCAUUGACGAGAUAUUCCACUUUUAAUUUUAGGUAAGGGGAAAGUAUAGUGGAGUACUAAUAAACACCACAUGCUAAAUGAUCCGUGGUCUAUAGAUAUACAUUAUUAGCGCACACGCAGAAUAUUCACGUUCAGUUCUGCAUUUAGAUUUUCUUUUGGAUAGGUCAUGGGAGUUUAGCAUAGGAGAACAAACAUUUUAGAUUCUGAAUAGAGUGAGGAAUGUAUUGAUUUUACAAUGAUGUUUAUUUUUUAUUUAUUUUUUUUUCGGUGUACUACUUUUAUACCAGCAAUUUUGCCCAAUUUAUAAUGAUAACACAUUUUCUGAAAGAAAAUCUGACUGAGAAGUUAUUUUAGAGAGGUAGUUUUUUGAUUUUCCCAGGAGUUUACCCAAUAAAUAAAUGAGAAUAACCAGGAAAAAGUAGGAAAAACGGGAAAAUAGGUACAAUAUUAAACAAAUAUUAUUAAAGAAAAUAUAUAAUGCAUAUGUAAUUAUUUAACCAUAAAAUGACAUAUAUAUUGUUGACAAAACAACACUAUCCGUCUAUCCACCGAACUCCGCUCAGAAUCGUUUUUUCCUUCGUCAGCAAUGGUUUAUUGUUACUUACACAUAUACAUUAAAUUACCUAUAACAGUGGCUGCACCCGAUAUCACCAAUAUCCUAGGACACGUUUUUAUAGUUUGAGGUUACAAGGAGUCUUGUCCAUAGUUUGUAAAAAUAAACAACAGUUCUAUUUUCUAUAACUUUAAUUAAAUAAUUUGAAUUAAUAUUUUACAUAAAUAUAAAUAUUAAAAAUAAUUUGAAAAUAAUUGAUAAUUGAGUAAUUUAAGAAUAGAAUAUUCUUAGUGAUGGAACAACAAAUGAUUUUAGUACCUAGUUUUCUGAAAUUAUAAUAAUCUGAACCAAAAUGAUUUCCAUAUCAAUUUAUUAGGUGUAGCAUUUGAUAAACCCAAAGCCUCAUUUACACCAUUUACGCCCCUAUAUUUCAUAUUUCGAAAAUCUAAGUAAAAAAAAUAUUUAUACUAUAUAUAUUAUAUUUUCAAGUAGGUUAGAAAUUAGUAAUAAUAAUUACAGGUAUUAUCCAUAGCGAAUUUACGUCAUUAAAAAUUAAUACUCACCAUUUGGAGAUAUUAAUGUAAUUAUUAUUCGUAGCAUUUUUUAUCAAGAUAAUCUAAUUUUAAAUUUUAAUUUCGGAGUAAUAUACAUUCAUAAAAGUUGUAAUCGGAAGUGCUUAUAUUCGGAGUUAUAUGUUCGAUGUAUAUGAAAGUAGCAGUAUAUUUGUUGCAAACUAUCAACCCGUUUAUAUCAUUAGAGUAGGUAUCUCUAUGGUUCAUAGUGGGGUCAUAAAACUUUUUCAUUCGAGAGCCACAUGAAAUAUCAAAAGACCGUAGCGGGCCAAAUUGUAUGAACACAUAUACUUUUUAAUUUUAUAGAAAUAUAUAUAAACUUAUAAUUAUUCAAAAAAGAAUUCUUAUCAUACUUAAAUAAACUUAAUAUCAUUUUAAUAAAUAUUGUUAUUAAAGAGACGUAUGAAAUUGAUAUUUUUCUGUUAACAUUUUAUCAAAUUGAGGUUCAAUAUUACUGGUUCCAAUUUUCAAAUAUUGACUUCAAAUGUUUGUCAGGCAUGGCCGAUCUAUAUUUUGAUUUUAUGUAUUUCAUUUAAGAAAUAAUUUGUUCACACAAAUAAAUGGUAGCAUAUAUAGAUACAUGUUCAAUUGCUAAUUUUUUUAAAUUUGAAAAAUAUCCUUUGAAGGGUCGGUUAAAAUUUGUUUGCGGGCCGGAUGUUUUAUUUUAAAAUGAUUUUUAAUUUUUUACUCUUAUUCCAUAUACUUUAAAAAAGUACUUACGUAUACUUCAAAGGGGACCUUCCCCCCUUUUGAACAGAGAAUAUUUUUCUGGACAUUUUGAUACGUGUAACACUAAUAUAAGAUUUACCGUUUAUGAAUUUUAACAGUUUAAAGUUUAGACCGGAGGAGUAAGGAAGAGUUAGGGAACUUAACCGUGAUAUCAAGUAUCAAUUAAUAUUUUAUCAAUCUGAUACGACUUAUCAAAAUAAUUAUUCUCAUAUUAUUAUUACUCUAAGGUCUCACACAUUUAAAUUUCAAUUACUAAUCUAUCUAAUUACUAAUAUACCUAAUUACUAUUCUAAUUCAUUAUAUUAUUAUUUAUACAUAUAUAUAUAUAUAUACUAUUUAUAUUUAUUUUUUAAACAUUUGUCUAUUUAUUACAAAUAAAUCAUGGCUAAGGCUCUUAGAAAAGCUGCUGGAUUUGUAAUUUAUAGAAAAACCGGUGAUAAAACAAUUGAAUACCUACUUAUGCAAGCUUCUUAUGAAAAUCAUCAUUGGACUCCUCCAAAAGGUAAAAUUAUUCAACAGAAAAUUCAAUAAGCUUUAUUAUUGGUUUAUGUACACUAUAGGUCACUUGGAGAAAAAUGAAUCUGACAUGGAUGCAGCUAUUCGAGAAACUGAAGAAGAAGCCGGUAUUAAAGUGAAAAGCAUUGAUAUUCGCCAAGAUUUUAAAAAAGUUUUAACGGUAUUAAUAUAUUAAUAUUUUUAAAUUAAUAUGUUAUUGUACAAACAAUAUUACAAUUACCUAAUCAAAUUCAAAACAUAAAUAAAUCUUUAACCCAUAUCUGAAUCAUAGUAAAUACACAACAGAUCAAAAGAAUAGUUAGGAAGGUUACAUUAAAAUCAUUAAUUUAUUAUCAUCAUUUACUUUAGUAAUUGAAGAAUUGUCCCGAUUAAGUGCUUGUCCUAAUAUUAACUGUUGACUCUAUUAAACGUUGUCUUCUGUAAUUUUAAUAAUAAUGUUGCUGUGUAAUAUGAUGAUCAUAUUAUCAGACCUAAUAUUUGAAAUUUGAUUUACACUUAUUAUUGAUACAUUUUUUUUUUCAGUAUGAACCAAAAGAUAAACCAUUUACUAAACAAGUUACUUAUUGGUUAGCUUAUUUAAUUAAACCUGAUACGCCAGUUAUAUUAUCUCAUGAACAUCAAGAUUACAAAUGGUUGUCACUGGUAGAAGCUAAAGAAAAGGUUGCAUAUCCUGAAAUGCAAAACUUAUUAGAUGAAUGUGAAAACUACUUAACUAUUACUAAUUUUAAAUAG